AUGGGCGCUCAUCCGCGGCCGCCUCAGCGUUCCGUGAGCUCAUCAUCGUUACCUGUCCAGCGCCCCCCGCCACAGCGAUCAUUAUCACAUCAGCAGCAGUUUAUGGCGGCCGCCUCGCCAGUUCGAAAGGAUGCUUCUUUCAUCGAUUUAACCGCCGACGCCGGCGAUGCUACCCCUAAUCGUUAUCACACAACGCCUAGAAGAGGAGGCUCACGUCUUCGGCUCGAGUUGUCACACAAUGCUUCUUCAAGUUCCUUACCUACAUCCGAAUCGCCGCAGUCUCUUACACCCUCGCGAAUACCCAAUUCCGAUCCCUUUCAAGCUAUGGUCGGCAGCCCUGCCGACAGCGCCAGCUCAACUUUUAUGCCGAUGCCGACACGUCGACCGGUACCUUCACAACCCAGAUUCGCUCCUCGAAUUACAGCGACAGCGCCAGCGCCAGCCAAGAAAGAUGUCCGGCCAAAACCAUACACCGUCGAGAUUCCCUCCGUCGCGCCACGAUACUUCUCAGCCAACCGACCCGAAACCGUAGUACGAAAUCCCGUUGACCCAUUCAGCAAAGGUCUUAACUCUGGAUACGCCGAUUUCUUUCCCUGGAAUGGAGCACAUUAUGAAGACGAGUGGAGCAGCGAAGCGAUCACAAAAGGGACAUGGGAUAAGGUGAACUUGAAUGUUCCCGAAACUUCGUCUGCUAAGCUUGCCAUCUUCCCGGCUCUGAAGCAAAAGACCGGCCUGAAUGCACUGUCUACUAUAUUUAUGGGAGUUCUGACUCAGCGUAGACAUCGAGGACAGAUCAAUGCGCCCUCGACUUUCAAACCACCACCUCGAGUUACGCUCACGGAUACGAAGAGAGAGGUUUGGCUCAAAGACCUGGCCAAUCCCGCGAUAUCUCUUAGACGCCUCAGCCGAACUAUCCCCCACGGCAUUCGCGGAAGAACGUUACUCGACCAAUGCUUGAACAAGAACGUUCCCGCCGAGCGAGCUGUUUGGUUGGCAAAGUGUGUCGGUGCCAAUGAGAUCAGAGGGUUGAAGAGGAAGGGUGUCAAUGGUGCCUUUGUCAUGGGUGGUGAACUGAAAUGGGCUCGCGACUGGACCGUUUUUGUUGAGCAAUUUGUCGAUGCCGUUGUUGCUGGGUUUGGUGAGAAUGACUGGAAGAACCGAGUCACAUAUGCCAUCCGCUUAGCAACGAACCUUUACUCAGAGCAGUUGCUAGAUCGAGAUCAUUACCUUGACUGGGUUGUAUCUGGAAUUGAGAAUAGCCUUCAGUCGCGUAUUCCCAUGUGGCUGCUCAUUGCUCAGAUUUACUGGAAAGACCUUCUCAGGUCACGCAAGUAUGGCCGGAGGCUUGUAUUUGCUCUACUCAGCCACUUGCAUGUGGUAGGUUCACACGCAACUAUUAUUCUAAACGAUUUGACUAAGCAAGACCAGAUAUCCAACGACCCUGAUAGGGAUCUUCUCGUGCAACUCUCCAGUAGACUGUCAGCUUUGCUCGUCUCACUAAUUCGUUCUAACCCAGAGAGCUUCAUCAACCCUGGAGCCUGGUCGACUUACAAGGAUACCUUACAUGCUUGUCUGCGCUCUGAUGAUGAGCAGGCUCGAAAGGCACUACAUGCCAUUAAUUCACGAAACUCACGUCUGGUAGUGUCUAGUACUGCUUCUCCUCCUGCUGGGCGAAGUCAACUAGUCAAGUUGCUUGAUGCUGCCUUGAAAGAGUCUAGCGAUAACCAUUUAGCCGCAGCAUGCUGGGCAACAAGUGAGAACAAGGCUUUGAUAAUGAGAACAGUAGUUGAGUGGGCAACUUCGUUCCAUCGUCCAGGUUUAGCCAAGGUUUAUGCCGCCGCCCGUUUAAUUCGGCAAUGGAGCCAAUUUCGUGUGAACCCUACCACGCCCAUCCUCGAGACACUCGACAACAUCGCCCCCAAUGACAAGGCACGGAAAAACCUCGUCUAUCACCUGGUCACGGAGCUUGUUCGAACAGGCCACUUUUCCGUGUCUCAAUAUAUGCAGUGGACUAUCGCUCGUGGUGGUUAUCAUUGUGCCGCGGAAAUCGACCCCGUGUCAGGUCCGUGUUCCAGCAGGUUGCUAGUCGAACUUCCGCUCCAUUCUUUAUCUGAGAGGAAAAGGGCUGAAAGAGCAAACUUGUUAAGACGAGCUGGCAACUAUUCGGUCGCUGAGGAGGAGCAAGACAUCGCCAAUGCAAUCAGGGUCGUGAAACAUGUUGUGGGGCUCCCUUUACUCUCAAACGAUCCAUUGUCAGGGCGGAAGCCAAUGUCACUCAAGAGGCUAUUGCAACGGAUGGGCGGUAGCAGUACUGCUCUAAGGAGCAGCAUUGGGGCACAUUUGCGCGAUGAGCUAACUGGGCAGUUCAUCAUGAAGGGCCACCCUUUAUCUCUGACUAUGUUCACCGCUGUUCGAGACAUUAUGGAAACUGCCGAAGAUUACGCCAUGUUAUCCGACAUUCUUGGAGCUUGCGCGAAGACCGCCGAUCCUGACGUUCUGGCGUCCGUUGCCGAUACUGUCCAUUCAAACUUGCAAAUCUUCUGCGCCUUGGAUAGCGCAGAUGAACUGUUUAACAGCCUGAUCGAGCGCCUUAGAAUGAUGAACGAGGAGCAAAGACUCGUUCCACGACCACUACUUGCAGCUCUUGACAGUCUUGCGCAACGUAUGGCUGGUCAUGAGGUUAUUGCCAGCCAGCUUCGCCAAGAACUCGUCCAAAAUGAUCGCAACAACGCUAUUGAUGCUUGCUCGCCGGUUUCCGACAUCGUAGCAACCCCCUCUCACCAAGCUGAAAACAACGUGGCUGAAGAAGUCGAGAAAACACUUUCCAGUGGAACACGGUUGGACCCUCCAACAAUGAACAAGCUUUUCCGAAUGAUAAUCCCUGCUCUUGAGCGCGGGUGGGAGAAGGAGGACGAUACGCGCCGGGUGUUGGCAACUUUACUCGCGAGAAUACGAGUUUUUGAUGCUCACCAUUUUGAUAAACUCAUGACCGACUGGACAAGUCAUAUUCGUUCGAUACCGAACCGCUCCUCCCUUUCUACUUUAUUCCCACUUCUUAUCAUUACAGGGUGUCUGACAAUGCCUAUUAUAAUGAGCACUGCAAGCCCUCCAUUCGCGAAUAUCCAGAGCCUUGCCCCAGAGUCGUCCAGAGGUCCUGCGACCUACUUACAAGAACUCUUACAACUCGUCAUCAUGCCGCUUCCCCAAGCAACAGGGCUUAUAGCUGAGGAAGCCUACCGUUUCCAUACCGAACAAAAGUGCGCCAAAUUUGAGCAGUCCAAAGGAUUGCUGAACCUUGUUCGAAACGCUUUGCUCGAGUACUCGACUGUCAGAAACCAUGUCGAUGGCACCGAGUUUCCUCUUGACAAUAUUGAGUGCCAAGAAAGUCUGCUCGAGACCUUACGAACUCUGGUUCUGGUGGAUUCCUCCGCAGUCUCAAAUGCUUUAGGCAUCAAAGCGCUUCCUGCUGAAGCUGUAGGUCUCGUCCGCAAGGUGACCACGAAACUCCUUAUUCCUGGAGACUCAGGCGAUACUCAAAUUUCGUUCGAUCAUAUUUUACAGAUUGCCAACGAGUUGACGCUGCCUUUCUGCCAGCUGAAGCUUAACUUAGAUCUGUCAUUGCCACAGCCUAGCGCAAUUGAGGGACAAGAUCAGAGUUCCUCUCGCUUCGAGAUAUUCGCCAGGGCGAUGGAUCGAGCCAUUGAAGCAGGCAACAUCAUGUGGACCAGUUUGUUACCUUGUUUGAGUGACGACAUUACCCAGCAUCUCAAGACACAGGCUCAAACUGGAUUUCUCGACCUGGUUCCUUCGUCGAAGGCUCCUGACUUUGUCGACACUGUGUCACGGCAGUCCCUCCGCAUGGCCGAGAAUUUACUAGAAGUCGUGGAGGCUAUUAUCUCGGGCCAAGCCCCCCCUAAGAUGGCACAGUUAUCCUUGAGCAUGGUCGAGAAGCUGACAGACCUGUGGGAAAUCGUCGCAGCAGGGCCUCAGGAGCGUCCCAACUGUCACGCUGCCGUAUUACAGCAUUGGCUGCCCGCUAUGCUUCGUUUUGUGAACCUCCAUAGCUUGUCGUCCGAGCCACCAUCAGCCCCUCUUCCCACGGCUUCGGCGACACGGCCUCCUAUCCCACCCGUGCACGAUGUUCGAGCACGCAUUGUCCUUGUUCUUUGCGGGUUACUACUUGAUUUGGAAACACUGCCGCCAGCUACUGUUGGCUCCCUUGUCCAGCAGGUCUUCGACAUUGCUAUUCUCCUGGUAGAUGCCCUGCCCGAGGAACUGCGAGCCAACUGUGCCAAGGCCAUUUUGUUAAACCCAGGCGGAAUGCCCAACCAGGGAACAUCAUCUGACCCUCGGCUUUACUAUUUAUUCAGCUCACCACCACCGUCUCCGUCAGAUAAUCUUAUGCUGUCCCACCGAGAAAAAGCAGCAACGCCUCAGAGUGCUGCCGCUCGUGGCAUGGGCGCGCAAUACGGCAUCGGGCCAGUAGUCCAGGAGCGCCUGAGUCCCUUCAUUCUCCGUCGCUGGGAGGUGCUUAGCGAACCGACUCCCAAUGUUGGUGAGAACGAUACGAGCUUAAGUCUAGGUCUUUUUGAAGCUAUCAAGCUUCAGUGA
Fusarium musae is the source of this 4611-nucleotide messenger RNA. RefSeq lists its product as uncharacterized. The coding region runs from base 1 to 4611 and encodes 1536 amino acids. Gene Ontology annotation, biological process: regulation of transcription by RNA polymerase II. Gene Ontology annotation, cellular component: mediator complex. The transcript is spliced from 2 exons. Gene Ontology annotation, molecular function: transcription coregulator activity. NCBI's taxonomy places the organism in Eukaryota, Fungi, Ascomycota, Sordariomycetes, Hypocreales, Nectriaceae. The record is from RefSeq and is a predicted model, not a curated record.